AUGAAGGUAAUAUCAUUAGGCUUAAUUUCCUCAAUAAUAUUUAGUAUAGUUUUAGCAAAAAAAGGUUCGGAUUCAGGAUCCACCACGGGUUGCUUUGGAUUCUGUAGAAGAAAGUCAAAGAAAUCCAAGAAAGAAGUUAAAGAUGUGAAACCAUUUGACCCUAACAUUCCAGAUAUCAAAUUUAUAGAUGAUUUCGAGCCAAUAACAUUACACUCUCCCAAAAUAGGAAUUAAACGUGUGGUAACGGAGCCAUUUGCCCCAGAAGACGAUGAUGUUACUACUGAUCCAAAGACAGGAUUUUUAAGAAGGGAAUACGUUCCUGGUAUGUCAGGAUGGUAUGUUAGACCAUAUGAAGAAGACUAUGCUGAUCAAAUUCAGACUAAUUUUAUACCUUAUAGGGAAUAUUAUGAACGCAGACAAAAGAUAAAGAGUCAACGUAAAGGUGGCCCCCCUCCACUACCUACUACCCCUCAAAGAUACGUGCCCCCUAAAAUCCAAGUGCCCUCUCCAGAACCAAAAAAGCCCGUAGAACAAACAAUAACUACAGUACCUGAAGAAGACGCAGUCACACUAAAUAAAUUUGACAUGGGUACAACAGAGGGAGUUGAAGGUACAACAAAUGAAGAUGAAGAAUUAGAUGAAGAAGUUCGAUCAUUUCUCGGAGAUCCAGAAGAUUACGAAGAAAAUCAAGAAACUGGAGAAAACGGAAAUGAACUUGAAGGCGAAGAAGAAGGAGAAGAAGAAGCCGAAGAAGAAGCCGAAGAAGAAAGCGAAGAAGAAGGCGAAGAAGACGCUAGAUCAUUUCUUGGAGACGCAGAAAAUGACGAAUAA
Plasmodium vinckei vinckei is the source of this 831-nucleotide messenger RNA. RefSeq names its product erythrocyte membrane antigen 1. The coding region runs from base 1 to 831 and encodes 276 amino acids. The transcript is spliced from 2 exons. Lineage: Eukaryota; Apicomplexa; Aconoidasida; Haemosporida; Plasmodiidae. The record is from RefSeq and is a predicted model, not a curated record.